Molecule: messenger RNA, 5558 nt
Organism: Amoebophrya sp. A25
Lineage: Eukaryota; Dinophyceae; Syndiniales; Amoebophryaceae
Source: the annotation of a GenBank genome assembly
CUCAGGGAAGUCGUAGGUCCAACCCGAAUCGACUAACAUCGUCAUCGUUACAAAGUAACGCGAACGAGCUCCAUGCUGUAUUUUGUUUCAUUGCUUUCAAAGAUCUGUUUAGGGUGAAAAGCUACGUCUUAGUAAGAGCUGAGGGUCCAUCAAGAUGUGAAGGUUAUCAUCUAAGAUCUACAACCAUUUUCCACGACCUCAAAUGAUUGGUUGCAUUGCUUCUUCAUGAUAGCUGGUAACCAGCGAGGACCAGGCGGACCAAUACAUAGGAGCAGAAAAACAAAAUGGCUGCUGCUAAUGUGAGGGGCGCGGCCGUCGUGGCCGCGUACACGAAUUUCGACCAAGGGCGGCGAAACGCAGUGAAUGACGCAUCGCGAACCGAGUUAAUCGACAUUGUGGACUUGUACAGGGAGUUGAAUGUUGACACCGAGGCAGCGACAUUCACAGGCCAGCGACGUACGUUUGACGGGUAUCUUCGGUCAACGGAGAAGGCAGGCAAGAUACCGCAUCGGGAGACGCCUGGGAAGGGCAUGCCCUGGAAGUGGACUCCAGGGACGGACCUGGACAAUGUCCGGGCACUCCUGAUCCACCGCUUCAUUUAAGGACUACAACCACAUUGCAUUCUUCACAACUACCGUUCUUAAGGAUUCUUUUUCCGCCGGGCGGAGGAUGGUCUGAAGAAUGCAAAAAUGUCGCAGCUCCUAACUCAUCCAGAGAAAACCGAUCCAGGCUCUGGACCUGUCAUCUGUUGGGCCUGCGCUAGCCGACUCUGUGUUCGAGGCUGCAGCGAAAGCGAAGGCAGCUGCAGCACCCAAAAAGAGAAUACGCGAUAAGAAGAAGAAGAAACAGGACUCCGCGGAGGGUGAAGCAGGAGGGGCAGAUCAGAACAAGAACAAGAAACACGCAGAAGCAGCGUCUAGCUCGAACAAAAACAAGCAGGGAGCAGCAGACAAGAAGAACAACAUCAGAGCGAAGAACUCCAAUAAGGGAGAUGGUGACGGGGAAAGUAGUAGUUCUUUGGAUGUUUCAAGUAGUAGUUCAGGCGACUCCUCUCCAGAACGAGCUGGUCCUGGUGGGAAGCGACCUGUCAAGGCGAUGAAGAAGGGUGCAGACGAGGAUACGUCAGAUUCGUCUUCUUCAGAUUCUAGUGACGACGAGCAACCAAGGACAAAACGACAGCGCGCACCUGAUGGCAAGGCAGUGAGACCAAUGGCGAAAGUAGCGGCCAACGGGAAAGCUACGGCUUCUUCUGCAUUCCUCCGACAACAACAAUUGAAAAACAAAACAGCGACGUCUUCGUCUAGUGCGACUUCUUCCUCGCUUGCACUUGCUCAAAAACAAAACUUACAAGUUCUAAAACAAAUCAACGAGAUGUCGCCUACUUCUCAAAACCUGCUGGUCACGGGAUCAGACGGGGUGACGCAGGUUAUGAAGACAGUGAAGCCCCCUCCCAAACCUAGUAAAGCAGUGAACUCUGCUGGAGGAGCUCAAAGUACCGCGCAGCGAACUCUGGAGGCUUUGCGCAAAAAGCUCAAAGAGCAAGCCGCAGACGAAGCAGAACGAUAUGAAGCAAAGAAGCAGCCCGCGUUCUGCCACCUCGAGGAUCAAGAAAGAUUUUUGAGCCAGUCCGAGAAUAGAGUGUAUCUAGUUCUUGUUACUACUGUCAUUAUUUCUGCACGUUGUUAAAAUUAUCGAAAUAUGAAGAGCUUAGUUGUGACCUUCUGGAAUUUGGACUGUACUGCAGUUUUCAUUGCUGAGGAUGUUUUAUAUUUUUGACCGACAUUCGAAUUGAUGAGAAUGUAACACCUCUAGACUACUAGGUACAAUUAAAUCAUUAUCAUCAUCACACCAAUAUUGCAUCUCAUUCUCUCGUUCCCCUUUGUACUUUUCUACACCUAUCAACAGGAUUUAUCAAGUUUGCGACAACGUUCCAGUCCAACAUCCUGACCUAGCCGUUUGCAGCGCCAGAGGCUGUAUUCUGCUUGGCAAGGGUAUGUUCGGCAAUGUGUAUCGGGCACGAAAAUACUGGCAGGGUGAGGCACGACCGCCAGAGGCGAAGGCGAUCAAGAUCUCUCGUUCCAUGGAUGCCGCUGACUUCAGGGCGCGCGUGAUGAAGGAGCGCGAUCGCAUGGCAGAGAUCAGGAGCCUUGCGGACGCAGAUGCAGCAGUCGAGGAAAAGGAGAUGGCACCAGUGCAGGCGCUAGUCAACAAGCAGCAGGCGUUGGUAGACAACCAAAAAGAGGCGCUGAAAGCCCUGAUGUCGCGAACAACGUUAUCGACAGAAACAACGUUAUCGACAGAAACUACGACCGCAGGACCAACGUCGAAUCCUUCUCCGAAUGCAUUAAGAGGAGAAAAUGUGGAAUCUACGACGACUUUUUCUGGCAGUACCAACGAGAACGGGAGCACAGCUGCGAAUGGCACGACCACGACAUCUCGUACAAAGAGUGAAGCCUCCACUUCUACCAAUACAACAAGUGACGUUACUGCCACUACUAAUAGCUCCAUAUCCAUUGAUACCACUAAGAUAGGAGUAGCCCUUCAAGAGGCUCAGAAGGAGCUUCUUCGGCUGCAGCGGGAGCAGCUCAAGUUGCAACAGCGUCAUGGCCUUUGGCGGCACUUGUGUUUGAUGACGGAGCAAAUGGUCAUCCAGGUGGACUGGCGGAGCCGUAGGCGUGAGCACUUGGUGCAGAUCAUGGAUCGCGCCAGCUUGAGCUUGCUCGAGGGCCUCCAACGGUUCCAACGCGAGAGCGUUUACUGGGAGGACUAUCGACCGGGCUUUUUGAGUAGGAGCUACUUCGGUGCGCUCGACGACUUGAAUGCGCAGUACAUGGGUGAGGAUAUGCCGAAAGUCGAGUACACAGAUGCAACGCAGUUGGACAUUCUGGGCUCGAACAAGUACGCUUCGCGUCGCCGUGUACGCGAAAGAGCAGAAUUGAAGGCGAAAAUCAAGGGCACAACGAACCGGGACCUAGCAACCUGGACAAACGAGGACGAAGCGAGCCUGAACAAGCCAAUGAUGGGUGGCUUACCCUGGAACUGGGUGCUUCGCUACAUGCGCUCUUUUGCACGAGGGCUUGCCUGGAUGCACGAAAAAGGCAUCGUUCACGCAGACCUGAAGCCAGCAAAUCUACUGCUUUUCCCCACAAUCAAUAGCGGAUCUUACGCUACACGAGAAAACCUGAAGCGAUUCCUUUCAUAUGCGGUACUCUUGAUACAGCAUUUCCAUUCUCACACUUUUUGAGUAGGAAAAGUAGAACAGUUGGAUACAAAUUAUAGACUUUUUUUGGGUCUGCGAAGUUUGAUACUUUCUUUGUUGAUGAUCUGCACUUUUAUUGAUUCUCACCCUACCUCGUCUUUUGCAGGACCUCCGCAUUGGUGAUUUCGGAGAGGUGCGCACUCCACCCUUUCUGGUCGGUUCCCGAUUAAAGGCAGACCAUGUUGCAAAAGGCACAAAAGUGGAAGCAAACGUGCAGACCCCCUUUUACCGUUCUCCAGAAUGCUAUUUGGGUUGCGGCAAGGUCGGAACCGCGAUUGAUGUGUGGUCUUUCGGCGAAAUUGUGCAUGAAAUGUUGACGGGCGAGCGUUUGUUCGCUUGGUCGCCUCCGGCUAACGUGGUCAACCCUCGAACAGGUCGUAAGGAACGCGUGCAGCAUCCUCAACGGCUAGACAAGGACUGGCAACUCGAGACGUUUGAGACGCGCACUGGCGCGGCUUGCAAUCCCUCGAUCGAGUUCUGCAGCCUGCAACUGUUCGAGAUGCAGUGCGAAUUAGGAGCGGUGCCGCCGUCGCUUCUGAAGCAGGCAGUGUCGGUGGAGAGCAAACAUGUGCGAGAGCUCUAUGGCCGUAUUGUUGGACAGCGAAAGUACCGUGUUACCUCGCAAUACCGUUUGGACAUGGCCAAGUGCACCUACGACGUCGUUUUUGAGCAGUUCUGUACUGCGUUUUUCGAUAAGGUGCGGCGCGAGCGAAACCGCACAGGAGCGCUUCUAUGGUCUCCGUUGACGCCGGACCGGCUACCCAAUAUUGCAGACGCAGACGACAAUGCUACAGAAGUGGAGGAGGUGGAUGAAGGUGGAGAAAAUGCUGGUCCUGAGCAGCAGGGCCUCCUCCGUGCGGAUUCUGUUGGCGUGAGCGCUGUAGCAGCGGCUGCGCUGGUAGUGGAUGGCGAAGAGGCGGGCGCAGCACUAUUGAUGGGCGGCAAUGCGAACCCAGGCGAGGCAAUCCUCGACAACGUCGCAGCAGGCGCCGACGCGGGAGCAGAAGACCGCGCGGUCGAGCAGCCGUCCGCGACGGAUGAGACCAAUGGCGAAAGCCCUGACGAUCAGCACCAGAACGGUGGUGCCAGUGACGAUCCGCAGGACGGUGGUGAACUUCCUGGCCCAGAUGAAGAGGAGGAAGAGGAGGAGAAGCCCCCAGCAGGCGCCCCGCCUGUGUCUCCAGAUGGAGGCGAGGCAGGUGAUGGCGAAAAGCCUCCGCAGUCUGAAGAGAGUCCCGGCGAAGGAGAUGGCAAUGCUCCAGCAAAUAGAGUGAAUCAUGACAACGGCGAAGACGAUGUCGAGGUCGAGACCAAGCUGGUUCCGACCUUCCCCACCCUACUCGAGCGAGCGAAAGAACGCGCCGAGCGAGCUGAGGCCCUCAUCCUAGCUGCCUUGACCUGGCAACCAGACGACCGCAUCACGAUGGCGGACGCGCUUCGUCAUCCCUACUUCAGCCCCGACGCACCACCGAAACAUCAAAAAUAUAUACAGGUUGGAAAACCGAAGAAGAAGUCAUCGGAAAAGAAGUUAGCCACUCAGUAGCCAAUCAGAUAGAUUAUAGCUGGCAGAGCCCUUCUUCUUCUUCUUUCUCACCGGAAAAAAGGGUAGUAGAAGUGAUUUGGCACUAAUUUUUUAUUGAAAAUAUGGAGAGGCUUUGAUCCCCACAGCUACAGGCUGAAACUUGUUGGAGAAUGUGGGUGGCAGCAGUCAUGAUGGCCACUUCUUCCCACAAUCAUACAUUUGGGAGACUAGUCAUGCACAAGAUUUAUUUUGCGUUUCUUGAUACUUUAUCAUCUACAGCAAAUCAUGGCGCAUGCAGCUCCUAUUCGCUGCUAGAGAACAAUGUAAGUACAGCAAUCCCUUUAUACAUGUAACAUGGCUUCUAUACUUAUGAUACUCAAAUUUAGUGAAUCCCCAGCUAACUUCCCAUUCUGUUCACCCCAUUGUCCCCCUUCUUCUAUUGCACUAUGUAUACCCAUCGUGAAGCCCACGACAUCCACGACCCAACAAGAUGAACGAAGUGUAUCUGCGAUGCUGUUAAAAAGCUACCUCUAAAAACAUUGAGAUGCAUUGAGACCACCGAGAACUGCAAAGAUGCGUCUGCGGAGGACACCUUUAUUUUUGUGGUCUAACAGCACUGAACGUAGCUAUUUUAGCUGAAUAUACACUCAGAAGGAGCAUAUCUACACUGAAUGUAGCCAUUUUAGCUCAGAAGGAACACAUCUACACUCAGUCGGUUAUCCUCGGCAUUUUUUUGUGAUUGAAAAAAUACUCAGCCAGUAAUUACAUGGUCUGGAG